AUGGAUAGCAGUUACUCUGUCAUCUCCAAAAAUUCUUACGUAGAAUUACAGAAGCAGACGACCAAUGGAAUCCCGGGAAAACCCAGAACCAAAUUGCUGCUUCCUUCUGAUGAAGAAAGCUUCGUGAAUGACUUCGACGAUAGCCGCAACAGUGUUGGCGACGUAGAAGGCGAUGAUCUGGAUUUCAAUAUCGCCGAUUACGGGAAACCCAAUCAAGGAUCUGGGAUCUACGGUGCGGUUUUCAACCUCACCACAUCGAUUAUCGGCGCCGGGAUCAUGGCAUUGCCGGCGACCAUGAAAGUUCUCGGCUUGGUCCUAGGGUUUGUUUUGAUCAUCCUGAUGGGGAUUCUGUCGGAGAUUAGUGUCGAGCUUUUGAUUAGAUUUUCAGUUCUCUACAAGUCCAGAUCUUACGGCGAGGUUGUGCAGUUCGCAUUGGGGAAAACCGCUAGGGUUUUAUCUGAGAUUUGCAUCAUCGUCAACAACGGCGGCGUUCUCGUUGUUUAUCUCAUCAUCAUGGGUGACGUCAUGUCUGGUUCGCUUCAUCACAUUGGGGUUUUGGAUCAGUGGUUAGGAAAUGGUUUCUGGGAUCACCGGAAAGUUUUGAUUUUGAUUGUCAUGAUCAUCUUCUUGGCUCCUCUCUGUGCUUUGAACAAGAUUGAUUCCUUAAGCUUAACCUCAGCUGCUUCAGUGGGUCUUGCGGUUGUGUUCGUUGUUGUUUGUUUCGUUGUCGCUACGAUUAAGCUCAUCGAAGGAACUAUCGACCCUCCGAGGAUGACUCCUGAUUUCGGUUCCAAAAAAGCAAUCUUGGAUCUUCUCGUGGUGAUUCCGAUCAUGUCAAACGCUUACGUUUGUCAUUUCAAUGUACAGCCGAUCUACAACGAGCUCGAAGGUCGAUCGCCUCAUAAGAUGAACAGAGUUGGGAGAAUCACAACGGCGAUUUGUGUUGUUGUCUAUGCUUCUACUGCAAUUUCCGGUUAUCUCCUCUUCGGUAUAGACACCGAAGCAGAUAUCUUGACCAACUUUGAUCAAGAUCUCGGCAUUCGUUUCAGCUCUGCUGUGAAUUACAUUGUGAGGAUCGGUUACAUUCUUCAUCUAGUUCUCGUCUUCCCUGUGAUCCAUUUCUCAUUGAGAGAAACCGUCAAUACCUUAUUGUUUGAAAGCUCGCCGCCUCUAUCGGAAAGCAAGAAGAGAUCAUUGGGGCUCACGGUGGUUUUGCUGGCUCUUAUCUACAUUGGAUCAACGAUGAUACCGAAUAUAUGGACUGCUUUCAAAUUCACAGGCGCGACAUCAGCGGUUUCGCUUGGUUUUACAUUCCCUGCUCUUAUUGCAUUACGGUUAGGGAAAGAGACCAAUUCGUUAAGCUUUGUGGAAAGAUAUGUGUCGUGGUUGAUGCUAAUCUUGGCGGUUGUGGUUAGCGUUGUUGGAACCAUUGGCAACAUUUACAGCAUGGAGAGCAAAUCAGAUUGA
Microthlaspi erraticum is the source of this 1467-nucleotide messenger RNA. NCBI's taxonomy places the organism in Eukaryota, Viridiplantae, Streptophyta, Magnoliopsida, Brassicales, Brassicaceae. The record is from the annotation of a GenBank genome assembly.